GGAAAGUCCCGGGGCUGCAGGAAGGCAAAACCUCAGAGGGGAGUUGUGUCCUGUGAAGGUUCAGAGGAAGCAGACAGCCCCUGCAGGAGUGUUUGGAAGGGUUUGGAAUGUUGUCCCACAGCCUGGCUCUGCUGCAGACCCCUGUCCCCAGCACCUCCGGGAAUGUGGGGUUAGCUGGGAUGUGAUGAAGGCGCUGCUGCUGGCACUGGUGACAGGCUCAGUGUCGUGUCUGAGAGCCGGCCUGGAGCAAAUCCCAUAAACCUGGCUGGGAGUCACCCACACAGCAUCCAGAGGAAAUCCGUGGGACAGGCUGGAGCAAAGGAGUGGGAUUUGUGUGUGAGUCACAGCGGGGGAGGCAGAGCUGCUGGUCAGAGCCACGGACCGAGAGGACGAGAUCGUGUCCAUGGCCGACUCCACCGCCACCAUCGAUGACAUCGAGGGAGAGCUCUUCAGGAUCGAGCGGAUCCGGGAGAUCCUGGUGCGCCGGGAGUCGGAGCUGCGCUACAUGAUGGACGACAUCCAGCUCUGUAAGGAAAUCAGCCGGCUGAAAACAGAGCUCCAGAAGCUCCUGGCCCUGCCAGAGAACCAGAAAUCCAACGAGGAGAAGCAGAGGGAAGAGGAGCUGGUGCAGCAGAUCCACAAGCUGGUGGAAGCGCGGGAUUUCCUGGUGGAUGACGUGGAGUUCGAGAGGCUCAGGGAAAGGGAAGAAGACAAGGAAAUGGCCGAGUUCCUGCAGAGCAAGCUCUCCAAAAGCUACCUCCAGAGAGCAGCUCCCGUGCGAGAGAAGAAGAUGACAUCGAGGGGACAGCAAACCUCGGCUCCCUACGUGACCAAGACGGGCCUGACCCUGCUCAAGGAGUGCUGUGGCUUCACCUGCUCCAUCAUGUAGGGCACUGCCAGCCCCUGGCACAGGACACGGCCGUGGUAGGGGGGCUCACUCCCUCCUGCUUUUCUCUCUCUUCUGCUUCUGAGUCUUUGGGCUCACAGAAGAGCAGGGAGGAUCAGCAGGAAAUAGAGAGAUGCUUUAAAAUA
Molecule: messenger RNA, 1032 nt
Organism: Vidua chalybeata
Lineage: Eukaryota; Metazoa; Chordata; Aves; Passeriformes; Viduidae
Product: bMERB domain-containing protein 1-like
Exons: 6
Coding region: 404-889 (161 amino acids)
Source: RefSeq, a predicted model, not a curated record